Molecule: messenger RNA, 333 nt
Organism: Nilaparvata lugens (brown planthopper)
Lineage: Eukaryota; Metazoa; Arthropoda; Insecta; Hemiptera; Delphacidae
Product: transducin beta-like protein 3
Exons: 2
Molecular function (GO): protein binding
Source: RefSeq, a predicted model, not a curated record
UGUUUUGGUGUUCCUUGAUGAACUGGUAUUCGCGGCGGCUGACGAUACUGCCAUAAGAGCGUGGGACUUUGCUUCGGGAACUUUGAAAUAUACAUACUCGGGCCACUUCAGCAAAGUUACCAGUCUUCAAAUUCUACCUGAUAAAAAGUCUAUGGUCAGUUGUGGCCGUGAUAAAGUAAUAAUUGUAUGGGACAUAGUUGCCAGCCGCGCUGUGCGAACAAUUGCUGUCUACGAAAGCCUGGAGAGCCUCGUUCUGCUGCCGAAUAGUUUGACUCUGCCUGACUCAGCAAAACGUCCAAGAAAGGACAUUUGUUGCCUGCGCCGGAGAGAAAG